UACUUUUUAUUUUAGGUAUGGAUGGAACUAGCAGCCGUUAAAAUAUAGUACAGUUGUACAGCACAGUAGGCAGUAGUUGACAGCAUGUUAUUCAUUUUACCAUUCAGGUGAUUAACGAACUCGAACCAAGAUGGCUGAAAGCAGUGUUGUUCCACUUCUUGAGAUACAAGACAAGUUCGUCACGUGUGAGAUUUGCUUUGAUUAUUUCGACGAUCAGGACAAAUCUCCACGUAUCUUACCGUGCUUGCACAACUUCUGCUGCCAAUGUCUGGAGUCGAUUUGGAAGAAGUCACCGACUGGAGUACGAUGUCCCAACUGUCGGAAGGUUUGGCGUGUUCAAAACAACAUAGCAGAAACAUUUCCAUAAAACAAGGUACUGAGGAAUUUAGUUGAAUAUCUUACAAUGAAAAACAAGGUGGAUGAAAUCAUGUGCCAUGAAUGUCCUGACAGUUCAAGGGCAACAAUGCGUUGUUUGGAAUGUCGGGAAUUCAUGUGCGAUGGAUGCGCAACGUAUCAUAAAAAAUUUGCAAUGUCAAAAGACCACAAGAUCAUCCUAAUUUUAGAUUUGGUUAAUAUGCCUCAUGAUGAUUUUUUUCACCAGACAGAUACGUGCAAAAAGCACAACAACAUGAUUUUAGAUCUAUACUGCAAGAAUUGUGCAACUGAUAUCUGUUCAUCAUGUGUUCAUGUCUCUCAUAGAGACCAUGAGAUAUUGGAUCUCAAAGAUGUAUAUGAAGCAAAGAUGGACCACAUAAAAAGAACACUUAGAAAUUUACAAAGAUCAUCAAAAAGAGCACAAAAGUAUACAACAAGACUUUCUGGACAAAAUGCGACUCUAGAUUCGAUGAAAGAAAAUAUUCUAAAACAUAUUGAUGAUUCCUAUGAAGAAAUUAUUCACAAGUUGUCUGACAAAAGAAAACAGAUGAAAGAAGAUGUCAUUUCAAACAUAGAGAAACAAAAAGCUGACAGAAACGAGCAGAUGAAGUUGGUUGGACAGUCAGAAGUCCUCAAGGCGGACCAUGUUCUGCACUGUAAGCAAGCCGUGCAAUUCGCACGAGCUGCUGACUUUAUAGAAAUGGCUCCAACUCUUGAAGACAAUCUUCUCUCUGUGAUGGAAGGUCAGGAACUGGUUGAUAUUCCUAUACAAGAGGUUACAAUUGAUGACACGUUCAAGUAGAUAGAGAAAAUUACUGAGAAAACUGGUGUAAUAUGGAAUGGAAUUAUUUUGAACAAAAACAACUCAGACGAGGAUAUGAUGAAAAGAAUUCUCUUCCCUGUUGAUGGACAGUCAGAACAGUACAGAACACUUCUCUUGCCAAAUAUAGAGUAUGACUCACAGAAGAUAAACCGGAAGUGGUGUAGUAUUAACGAAUCUGGAAUUCUGGUCAACAAACCUUCAGAUGUAAAACAUACUGACCAGACUUCCGGUCUUCAGUGUUUCCUUGGAGUCACAGCCAGGACGCAUGUCCCGAUGUCUGGAUGUGCGUUCUGGGAGACGGAAGUCACCUGCAUGGUGCGUAAAUCGGCCGAAUUACAUAAACUGAUAGCAGAAGUUGGUGUUUGUCUGGACGGGCACUGUGACGAUACAACAGGGAUUGUUAAUAACAAACAAGCGUGGUGUGUUAUGGUGGUCAGCUGUAAAACUCACAACAGUAUAUGUUUAUGUGCUUAUUCCCGUGGAAAGCAGCUGUGCUGUAUUCCUGUGGCAGAUUUCAAAACUAACUCACGACUCAAGGUCAGACUUGGGCUGUUGGUAGACUUCGACAACGCCACUCUCCACAUUAUCCGCGUUUACGACAACACAGUUGUACACUCCAUCCCAAACAUCGACGUGUCGCGACCGCUGAUGCCGAUGUUUGAUGUUAGCUGGCGUGAAUAUUUCGAUAUUAAAUUGAGAAUAUCAUCUGGCACGGAUCUCUCAGUGAACCGUGAACUGUUGGUCCUACUUUCUAGUUUAGUGAAAUAAAUCAUAAUGGGAGAGCCGUGAGACCUGAGUCAAUACAAUGCGGAACCCGGUGUCGACUCCAACCCAGAGCGAGUUUAAACGACCCAAUGGGGAGGUGUGACUUACCGCUCACUAACCAGUAACAACUAACCACCCACCCCUGACCCAGACAGACAUCCUAGAUAGCUGAGGUGUAGACCCAGAGCGAGUGUAAUUGAGCCAAUGGGGAGGAAUGACUUCCCGCUCACUAACCAGUAACAACUAACCACUAACCCCUGACCCAGACACACAUCCAAGAUAUUGGGUAUAAGGAUGAAAACCAAGUUAAAAUGAAGUUGACUAGCGCUGUAAUGUCACUAUAGCGAAUAGGUAAUCUUUUCUGAAUCUGACAGAAGAAAAUGGAGAAUAACACACGCGUAUUGGAGAAAAUGUAUCUUACGAAACUUAUCCAAGAAGCAAACGAUACUUUUGGAAGCCACAAGUUGUAAGAUAAAUUGUCUCCAACGGGCACAAGUGUAUUAUUCUAUUUCUUACAUUCCUUUAGAAAGUCUUUCUUAAAAUAGUUUAACGGGAGAACACUAAUUUGAAAGCCUCAACGGGGCGGAUGUUUAACAAGAGAUUAUAACAACACUAAUUGAAAAGGGAGACUACUACCAAAACCCUCAUCCAUAAUGAAGUUAACUGUGUUACUGACAUUGAAUCCCACAUUAAUGACAUUGAAUUCCACAUAAAUGACAUUGAAUUCCACAUUAAUGAUAUUGUAUUCCACAUUGAAUUCCACAUUAAUGACAUUGAAUUCCACAUUGAAUUCCACAUUAAUGACAUUGUAUUCCACAUUGAAUUCCACAUUAAUGACAUUGUAUUCCACAUUAAUGACAUUGAAUUCCACAUUAAUGACAUUGAGUCUCACAUUAAUGACAUUGAAUUCCACAUUAAUGACAUUGUAUUCCACAUUGAAUUCCACAUUAAUAAUAUUGAAUACCACAUUAAUGACAUUGAAUUCCACAUUACAUGUUUUUACUUUAUAUAGACAUUAUGACGUUGAAGAUGACUGACAUUUGGUAUAAAAUACCAAGUGACCCCUUUUUUCUUUGUCUCAGUAUAUGUAUAUUAUUUAUAUAUAAUAUGUAUGCUAUUUUCAUAGUGAAAUAUUUCUUGUACCAAUUUUGAAUAGGUCUUUAGAGAUAAAUAUGCAGAAAAACCACAGACAUAGAGCAUUGUGAUUUUCAUAAAUGUUGAUAUGAUGUACAACACGACUAAUAGGUACUGUUUGUUCCAAUUUAAUGAUACAAGGGGCCUAAUUCACUAACUUCUCGCAACUUUGCGAUCUCGCAGUGCAGUGCUACAAGACUUGCAAAGAGGAUGCUUUGUUGUCUAGUAGAGGCUAAGGGACCUUUGUGAAUCGGGCCCCAGAACAAAAAAGUAGAGAGAGAGAGAGAGAGAGAGAGAGAGAGAGAGAGAGAGAGAGAGAGAGAGAGAGAGAGAGAGAGAGAGAGAGAGAGACUGUUAAACAUAUUUAUGUUUUCACAUUUAAAAUAAAAUUUAAAAAAUGUGUUCAGUUACUGUUUGUUCUGUUGCCAUAUAUUCCACUUAACUUCAGAUCUCGCUCUUUAAGGGGAGCUGUAACUCGGUUCCCCAUCACUCCCCUGAGACUUUGCCAAAGAUAAUAAUUGUUAGCUCCCUUGAGCAGGUGAUAGAGAAAUAAUACUACAAAAUAAUUAAAUACCAGUGCUCUAUAUGUUAAUACCUUAAUUGGUCACCCAUAAUCUAAUUUAGGGAGCAACUAAUCACUCCCCUCAAUAAUCUAGGGGAACAACUAAUCACUCCCCUCAAUAAUCUAAAUUAGGGGAGCAACUAAUCACUCCCAUCAAUAUUAUCAGGGGAGGAACUAAUCACUCCCAUGAAUAAUAUCAGGGGAGCAACUAAUCACUCCCAUCAAUAAUCUAAAUUAGGGGAGCAACUAAUCACACCCAUCAAUAAUCUAAGUUAGGCGAGGAACUGACCACUCCCAUCAUUAAUCUACCAUCAAUAUUUUUUUCUGCUCGUCUGAACUUAUUAAAAUGUAUAUACAAUAUAUAUCACAAUCAAUUCGUUCUGUUCAGCUACGUCUUAUAAAUGUUAAAUAUUGCAUCUUGCGUAAUAUAAAAGCACGAAAAUUAAAAGAUGUGUGUGUGGUGGGUUUUUUCAAUGUUUACCUUUGCAAAAGAUUAUUAUUUUGGUUGGAGUUUGGUUGUUGUUGUUGUACUAGUUUUAACAUUAGAAUACAGUGAACACGUCAUUUCCUAUUACAGAGUACGAUUCAAGUUUCUCCGCUGUAAUAUAUUUUGUGCGUGGUUGCAAGAUAUCUUAGUACUAACGGAAAACAAUGUGGCGGGUUUCCUCUCUAAAACUAUAUGUCAAAUUACCAAAUGGUUGACAUCCAAUAGCCGAUGAUUAACAAAUCAAUGUGUUCUAAUGGUGUAAACACACUAACUGUCCACCUUUGUAUGGGGAGAGAUCUAACAGUCAGUGCGCCCACUUGAUGUGUUCUAAUGGUGCAAACACACUAACUUUCCACCUUUGUAAGGGAAGAGAUCUAGCAGUCAGUGCGCCCACUUGAUGUGCUCUAAUGGUGCAAACACACUAACUUUCCACCUUUGUAUGUGGAGAGAUCUAACAGUCAGCGCGCUCACUUGAUGUGUUCUAAUGGUGCAAACACACUAAUUUUCCACCUUUAUAUGGGGAGAGAUCUAACAGUCAGCGCGCUCACUUGAUGUGCUCUAAUGGUGCAAACACACUAACUUUCCACCUUUAUAUGGGGAGAGAUCUAACAGUCCGAGCGCUCACUUGAUGUGUUCUAAAGGUGCAAACACACUAAUUUUCCACCUUUGUAUGGGGAGAGAUCUAACAGUCAGAGCGCUCACUUGAUGUGUUCUAAUGGUGCAAACACACUAACUUUCCACCUUUGUAUGGGGAGAGAUCUAACAGUCAGCGCGCUCACUUGAUGUGCUUGGGUUGAAGGAUGGAAUCCCCAUGGUGGACCCCUUCUCAGAUUGUGGUUUUCACUUUCCAACAAGAGCAGAACACCUGCUAUAUCAAAGACCAAAGUAUGUGCUGUCCAGUCUCUGGGAAAGUGUAUAUAGAUAAUUCCUCGCUAUUAACGGAAUAAAAAUGUAGCGGGUUUCCUCUGAAGUCUGCAUAUAAGAAUGACCAAAUAGCUGAUGAUUAAUUAAUGAAUGUGAUCUGGUGGUGUCUAUAAACCAAACCUUAUAAUAGCAUAAUAGGAUGUCAUUACAAUAUACUAAUAGGCAUAUAACAUAAAUAUGAAAAUUUGCUAAUAUAUAAAAUAAUCUUAUGAACAUAUCAAAUAGUUAUAACUGUGUCUAUGGACAUGUAACAUAAUAUAUGAUGUACUAAUUAUUACUAGUAUGGGCAGAUAGUAAAACAUACUGAUAAAUAUGAAGAUUUGAUAAAAGAUAAUGACGGAUAUAUUACACACUGUUUAGAAAGACCAUUUAGAAAAUAGAAUAAUGAAAAUGUGUGAGACUGAAGGGGAAUCAUGUUUUAAAUCUAUAAUUGUAUUCCAUAUUAAUCUGUCCGUGUUUUAUGUUAACCUGUCGUCGGACACCAUGAUACUCUUAACUUAGAUAUCUCUAUUUUAACUGUUAUGUAUCCCUGUAUGUGUGUUCUUUAUAUAAUAGGUACGUUCUUCUUUUUUUUUUAUUACUGACAGUCUCUCAUAAUUCCUGUAAGGAAUGGCUUAUGUACUUAUAUAUUGUAUUUUGUAUUAUAUUUUAUUAUUGUGUGAGUUAAAUAAAAUAUUUUUCA
Messenger RNA from Gigantopelta aegis, 5752 nucleotides. RefSeq lists its product as uncharacterized. Lineage: Eukaryota; Metazoa; Mollusca; Gastropoda; Neomphalida; Peltospiridae. The transcript is spliced from 3 exons. Bases 1253 to 1966 code for a protein of 237 amino acids. The record is from RefSeq and is a predicted model, not a curated record.